This is a messenger RNA of Suhomyces tanzawaensis NRRL Y-17324, 557 nucleotides long. It is a transcript of the gene HRT1, whose product is annotated as SCF ubiquitin ligase complex subunit. Gene Ontology annotation, molecular function: zinc ion binding; ubiquitin protein ligase activity; cullin family protein binding. The coding region runs from base 1 to 348 and encodes 115 amino acids. The record is from RefSeq and is a predicted model, not a curated record. NCBI's taxonomy places the organism in Eukaryota, Fungi, Ascomycota, Pichiomycetes, Serinales, Debaryomycetaceae. The transcript is spliced from 3 exons. Gene Ontology annotation, biological process: ubiquitin-dependent protein catabolic process; protein ubiquitination. Gene Ontology annotation, cellular component: cullin-RING ubiquitin ligase complex; nucleus.
AUGGCUGAUGAACACGACCGCAUGGAUGUCGACAGUGUAGAGCAAAAAGAACAAAUACCCAAAGCUAAGAACUCAAAACAGAGGUUUGAAGUCAAGAAGUGGACAGCUGUGGCCUUUUGGUCAUGGGACAUCCAGAUUGAGAACUGUGCCAUUUGCAGAAACCACUUAAUGGAACCAUGCAUAGAGUGUCAGCCUAACGCCAUCAACAAUGUCGACAAAGAGUGUAUCGCUGCCUGGGGUGUCUGCAACCACGCGUUCCAUUUACAUUGUAUCAAGAGAUGGUUAAAGACAAGAAAUGCCUGUCCUUUAGACAACACCGAAUGGACAUACCAGAAGUUUGGCAGUUAGUCUCAACCAGACCUUCACAUUCCCUUUAUCAUUCUAUGAUCGAUCCACGGAUCGCUCUGAGAUGGCAAGCCAGCUCAGAUGGACCCGCCAGCAAUUUCGUCCUCCACUCCAGCGGGUGCUACCGAGGUCACCACGAUCUACUGUAGUAGCUUAGCUACAUAUGAUUUCUAUACGAUAACAUUUUCUAUAAUAUAUAUACAGUCCGUUUG